AUGAUGUUGAAUAGACAUUCUAGGUCUUCAAGACCUAGGAAAUCAAAACCAAGAAGUUCGGGAAGAAGUAAAACUCUUUCAAAAAAUAAAGUAGUCAUAAGACGUUUACCACCAUUGUUGCCUGAAAAUCAGUUCUUAGAAUCAAUUAAACAAUGGGUAAACGAAAACACAACUGAUCAGCUCAAGUUUUAUCCAGGGCGAGUUAGUAAAAGUAAAAAUAAAGAAUGUAUUUAUUCAAGAGCUUACAUACAUUUCAAAAAUAUUGAACAAGUACUGGAAUUUCAUAGAGUCUAUGAUAAUCAUUUAUUUAGAGAUAAACAAGAUCCCGAUUAUAUUGCAUUUCUUGAGACUAUAAAAGCGGAAGAGGCACAACAAAACGCAUUUAAAGAGCCAAGCGCUACUUUAGAAGGUGGUGCUACUCAAUUAGAAAGAUUGGAAAAUCGUUUAGCUAGUGCUGCAGCUAAUGCAGCAUUGAAUGCGUCUGAAAAGCCAAAAACUACUCCAUUAAUUGAAUAUUUACGUGCUCAAAAAUCUGAAACUGUCAAAGAUAAUAAUAAUUUAGAUCAAAAAAUUGAUAAGAUAGGUGAUGAUGCUACUACUAAAGCUGAAACCAACGAAUCAAAAGAAAAGGAAACCAUAAGAAAUUCAGCUGUAAAAAUAACAAUUCAACAACUUAAGGAAAAUACCAGUGAAACAAAGAAGAAUGAAACGUCUAGCAAGGAAAUAACUUCAACUAAUUCAUCCAUACGAUCAUCCACCACUAGUUAUUCACAAUCAUCAAAUUCUUCAUAUUCACCACAUCGUAGUAGACGUGAUAAAAGAAGGAAUUAUAGCUUUGAUAAUAAACCACACCACGGCCAAAUACAAAUAUUAACCAAACCUCAAUCUCAACAACAAAAGGCUGCUAUAAAUACAUCUAAUGCUACCACUGAUUCUACUAUUGCAUCUUCUUCACCUGCAUCAUCAUCCACAGCGAAAACUUCUGCUACUACUAGUAGUAAAGUAGAGGUUAUUAUAGUAGAAGAGGAAGAUGGUAAAUGGUGCCUAUUCUCCAUUUAG
Entrophospora sp. SA101 is the source of this 1059-nucleotide messenger RNA. The record is from the annotation of a GenBank genome assembly. Lineage: Eukaryota; Fungi; Glomeromycota; Glomeromycetes; Entrophosporales; Entrophosporaceae.